UCAAAGCGUCCACACGUAUUUUCAUUGUGUAGUGUUACAAACCAAAAGGUGAAAAAUGUCUGACACAACGUCCAACUCAUCGUUCAGCAAUAAUCGUCGAUCACAAGCGUACGCUAAAACUGGAAUUUCAAAAUGUAAUGUUUGCAAAUCUUGGGUUCCAUAUACGUCAUUUUCUGAGCACAUGGCCCUCAAACAUCAUGUCAAGGCGGUGAAUGAUUCCGAUCAAAAUGAAGAAAAUGCGUUUGUGAAGCCAAAAAGUCGCCGUAAUACCGCUGAUACACGUAAGGCGUUUAGCGAGAUUCGAUUAAAUAAAAUCGUGGACAACACCGGCGAUCCGGUUUCAAAGUCUGUCUCAUCGAAAAUUGAUCGCAAUGAUGUAUUUCCAUCGAAAAGUCAUGUAAAAAAUCACUUCGUGGAUAACAACAACGACGGAUCAUUCACAGAAGACGGUGAAAAAAUCCAAACCAACAUAUUGACUGGGGUAAAUGACAUUUAUCGGUCGGAAUUCCGUGAACCGAAAUUGAACAAAAACAAACGCAAUGCUCGAAAAUUGAAGGAUACAAAGAAAUCGGUCGCUGCGGAAAUGGCCGAUGAACCGAUGGUGAUGCCCGUUAUAAAGCCAGAACGUGAAGGAAGAACAAUGCGACGCACGGCCGAUAUGUAUGCCAAUAAAAAGCCCAGUCGUUCGGCAUCGUACAUGCGUCCAACUGAAGUUCAACAUCAUGUUCAACAUGGAAUGAACAAACCGCCACGUCGUGACAUCAGCUGGAAUCAACAGUCCAAACGCCAAAUUCCAACGGUUUUUGAUAUGUUCAACAUGGGCCGUUCGAAUGCGGUCAAUUGUGGUCCAUAUCCGGAAAUGCGAAAGGUCGAUGAUGAAUUACCUGGAUAUGAGAGCGCAACACAACAGCGUUCGCCACGAAAACCAAUCAUUCCUGAACAUUGUGUCAAGUGCCCGGUUUGCGAACAUAUUAUGCACAAGGACCAUCUCAAGGGACACCUUCAACGCAAACAUUAUGCUGAAAAUAAUGGUGUUCCCAUCAUCUAUGAAGGGUAUCAUAAGUGCGAAAUUUGCCAAAAUUUAAUGCCAAAGGAGCACAUUCAAACGCACAUCGAACGGGCACAUGGCAACGAAAUGCAAAACAAGGACACUUUCAUUAACUGCAAUUUGUGCGAAGCAUACAUGCACAUUGACUAUAUGCCAGGGCAUUUGGUGCGCAAACACGCGAGACAUGAGGGUUCGGUUGGUAUCAUUUGGCCGCAAUACUCCGACGAUCAAAUCUACGACUGGCUCAGGACCGGAGCCAUUUACAUUCGCGACGGUACUAUCUUUGUCGACCAUACCAUGUGGCGCUAAUCAAACAUUGCAUUUUCAUGCAAAGUGUAAACAACAUUCAAUUUUUACUAUUUUUUAUUCCAUUUUCAAUACUCAAUUUUAUUAAAAGUAAGCGAUCAA
Molecule: messenger RNA, 1456 nt
Organism: Contarinia nasturtii (swede midge)
Lineage: Eukaryota; Metazoa; Arthropoda; Insecta; Diptera; Cecidomyiidae
Exons: 4
Coding region: 56-1357 (433 amino acids)
Source: RefSeq, a predicted model, not a curated record